Messenger RNA from Canariomyces notabilis, 2589 nucleotides. RefSeq lists its product as uncharacterized. Lineage: Eukaryota; Fungi; Ascomycota; Sordariomycetes; Sordariales; Chaetomiaceae. The record is from RefSeq and is a predicted model, not a curated record. The coding region runs from base 1 to 2589 and encodes 862 amino acids. The transcript has 5 exons.
AUGAACUCGUCAAAGAGCCCUCAGGUCAACAGACCUAUGAACGUCAAGGAAAAAGAGGCAGAUGUGAACCGCAAACUGCAGAUCUACGGCAUCAUCGAGGCCUUCAAGAACGGAAAGGUCCCUUCGAACGACCAAAUUGAUGUCGCCCUGAACAGCUUCCUCGCUUCCCAGGCACUCUCAAAUCCCUCCCAGAAGCUGUCGGAUGAAGGCCGAGCACUCGUGGCCGACGUGAGAGAAGUAGUGAAGCAAGCCAAGAAUCUACUGCUGUCCAAAAACGAGGGAAACCUCCUGCAAGACUUCAUAUGGCAGACCGAGCAGUUCGACGCCCAGUCAGUCGCUACCCCAAAUGCCCCUGUCAACAAGGAGCAAGCCCGCCAGCACGGCAACCAGGCCCUUGAGGGAUUGCGCACUCUCGGUACCCUAGUGAUUACCAAUGGACAAUUUCGAAAGCUCCUCAAUGAUGCCACGACCCUGCUACGUGACAUGGCUGCCGAUGCUGCCACGAACGCAGCCAGCCGAGUGAGGCCUGCCUCCGAAGACCUCGAGCGGAUCGAUGUCCCUGCUGAAGACAAUGUUUGGCAUGACAAGCCUGACUUCUCUAAGGAUACUGUGAGGGGUAAAUUCCAAGAAUAUUACAAAGGCAAUCCGAAGGAAGAUGCGAAGGCGGCUGCCACAGAAGGGACGUCCGAGGCCCAUCCCGGCGGCUCCUCGGACCCGAGGGAUCUGGCAACUACCGCAGCACAGGAUCGUCAGACCGGCGCAUCCUCCGGAGUCAACGCCGUUGGCGGCGCGUCGACGGCAACGGAUAACCUGAAGCAGAGGGCCGAGCAGAACAUUGACCCAGAAACCAAGGACAAGGCCAAGGCCAAGGACCGAGAGUAUCGGGAGCGUGUGAAGAACUACUUCUCCCGCAAGGUCCCGCAGGAGCGUCGAGACCAGACUGUUUGGCGCCUGAAGAAAAUGGUUCUCGAAUGCCAGCAGCAUCCAGACUAUCAGCGUGCGAUCCAGACGCUGUUGGAUCUCGCCGAGGAAUACGGCGACCACGCGAACCGAUUGGCGAGAGGAGGUACAGGUACUGUGAAGGACACUCGGGCCGGGCUGCUUCAGGCCGAAAGCGAUCUGAAGACUCUUAUCGAAAGAUUCGCAAACGGCACCUCCACCGAUGACCUGUGGGACUCGAUCAAUACCAUUUACGAGGAUGCGGACCGUGACCCUGAGCUCAAGAACUGGUUCAAGUCCCUGAACAGAUACAUUCGCCGAUGCCUCCAGGAGCAGGGCUAUAUCCUGGAUGACGAAUCGAACGCCGAGUGGAACCGGUUGUAUGACCAUGGCAACUACCUUCUGCGCGACAAGUACCGUGGUCAUACCAACCGUAUUGUGGAUGAGAUCAAGUUUUUGGCGGAUCAGUUUGACCAAGAUCCACAGAACAAGGCAUUUGCUGCCUCGAUGACGAAGCUCUUUAACGACCUGGGCAAUGACGAGAAUGGGAAGCCAACCUUCAAGCCACACCUCAUCAAGGAUCUGACGGAUGUUAUCCUUCCGGCAGUGUUUGAGAAGGUUGCUUACGUUCCAGUACCGCGCAUGGAGUACUCGGACUCCCAGUUCGAUGUGGUUGUGGAGAACCUGGUCCUUGAGAGCGACAACUUCAUGCCCAACGUACUCGAGAUUUCAACCGAGAACUACAAGCGUUGGGGCCGAAAGAAGAUCGGCAACAAGAGCUACUAUUCAGUCGAUGUCAAGGUGACAGGCAUUCAGAUGGACCUGCGCGACGUUAGCUAUCACAUCAAGCGCAAACAAGGUUUCCCGUCCAUCACCGACACUGGAGUUGCCAACCUCCUUCUGGCUGGUGAUGGCUUCGGCUUCCGGAUGAAGCUGACGUCGCCCGACCAGAAAGACCCGCAAUCCUUCUUCAAGAUUGAUAAGGUGGAUGUCCAACUCAAGAAGCCGCAGAUCACGCUUGUCAAGUCCAAUCACAAGCUGCUCUUCAGCGUCUUCAAGCCGCUCAUGCUCAAUGUGCUGCGUCCUGGCCUACAAAAGGCCCUCGAGAAGGCGAUCAAGGAUCAAGCCACGCGGCUGGAUAGCUUGAUGUUCCAGAUCAAGCAAGAAGCUGACCGAGCGCUUGAGCAAGCGCGCGAAGAUCCGGAGCACGUGCCCAACAUCUACAACCGCUACGUGACGGCCGCCCAGAAGCGAGUCAUGCAAGGCAAGCAGAAGGCUCAGGAGGUUGCGGCAGACAAGAAGGUCAACUACGCCAUUACUAAGGAGGACAGCAUCUUCCCCAACAUUCACCUUCCCGGUGGCAUCAGCUCCAAGGCCACGGAAUACAGGGAUCUCGCUCGCAAAGGUGACAAGUGGGAGAGUCCCGUCUUUUCUAUCGGGAGCGCGGCUAAGAGCAACGACAUCCCCGCGGCUCCCCGCGUGGUGCGCAAGCCGCAUGCAGCCAGCAACGGCCAUGCAACGAACGGAAACGCUCAAGCAGGCUUCCGAGGACCGGGCGCUAACGGAGCUCCGGUGAGCGGAAACGGACUUGAUGGAAAUGCCAAAAACAACCCUACCGGCAUCCCUGGGGCCGGGCCAAUCGUGGCUUAG